AUGUGGUCCAUAGGUUAUUUAAUCAGGACGGCUCAUGUGGAACUUCAAAUAAAUGAACCAUUAAGAGAGUACGCAAUGGAACUGAUGAAAGUUAAUAUAGUUGAUACACCUUUAUCAGCUGAAAUGGCUAUAAAAUUUCUUUGGCAAAAUUAUCGAGAAAUUCUUAGACAUGAGGGGUUAUUCGA
This is a messenger RNA of Funneliformis mosseae, 185 nucleotides long. The record is from the annotation of a GenBank genome assembly. NCBI's taxonomy places the organism in Eukaryota, Fungi, Glomeromycota, Glomeromycetes, Glomerales, Glomeraceae.